GAUUCAUUUGUUUUUUCUUCUCCACCAUUAUUUUUCUUCAUCUUAACAUUCAUAUUUCUAAAUUUAACACAUUUCCGAAAAAUUCGACUAGGUGAUAAUGCCUUGUGGUGUUACAGGGUCCAAACACGAUAGGAAUCUCAUCUUCUCUAGCUAGUUACUUGAGAAUUGAAUUUAGCUUUAUCACGAAAUAAAAGAGAAAACCUUUAAAUCACAAGACCAAUCCUCAAUCUACAAUUCUCAUUGAUUUUUAAAUAGGGGUCUCUACUUUGUAGUAACUAGUGAGAGUUGAACCUAGCCUCUAUCAUAAGACAAGAAGAGAAAGUCUCAACCCACCAGACCAAUCCUUAAUCCUCAUUUCUCACCGCUUUUGAAAUAGGGGUCUCCUUCUCUCUAGUAACUGGUGAGAAUCGAAGCUAACUCUAUCACAAGACAAGAAGAGAAGACCUCAAGCCACCAGACUAUCCUCAAUCCUCAACUGCUUUUUAAAUAUGAGUCUCAUCCACUCUAGUAACUGGUAAGAAUUGAAUCUAAUUUUAUCACAAGACAAGAUUAGAAAAAGCUUCAAACACUAGACAAAUCCUCAAUCCUCAAUCCUCAAUCCUCAAUUCUUACCGCUUUUUAAUCUACAAACACACAAACCUAUACAACCAAACAAUGCAUCAUAUGCUAAGCAACAAAGUGAUAUGUUUCCUAAACCUCUUUUCCCUCCUAGUAUCGAUUCCGAUCAUCGGCGCCGGACUAUGGAUGACCAAAAACAGCACAACAUGCCAAAGCUUCCUUCAAAAACCUCUACUAAUAGUGGGAUUAAUUGUACUAAUCAUCUCCUUAGCAGGGUUUAUAGGGUCAUACUAUCAAGUAGCAUGGGCACUAAAAGUGUACUUAGUGGUCAUGUUACUACUUAUAGUAACUUUGUUGAUCAUUACUAUUUUUGGGUCUGUGGUUACAAGUCAAGGAGGUGGUAUUGGAGUACCGGGAAGACUUUAUAGGGAGUUCCAAUUUAAGGAAUACUCCCCUUGGUUAAGGGAUAGGUUGAAGGAUCCUUUAUAUUGGAAUCAAAUUAGAGGAUGCAUUUUUGGGUCUAAGACUUGUAAUAAUCUUCUUGCUUGGACUCCUUUUGAUUAUCUUAAGAAUGAUUUGACUCCUGUUCAGUCAGGAUGCUGUAAACCACCAACAUCAUGCAGGUACGAGCCAACAGCAAUGAUGAUGGAUCAAGAUCCGGAUUGCUUCAAAUGGAACAAUAACCCCACCUUGUUAUGCUACCAAUGUGAUUCUUGUAAAGCUGGGGUGCUUGAAACUAUUAGAAGGGAUUGGCAUAAAAUCUCUAUUCUUAACGUGGUUGUGCUUGUUUUGCUCAUUGCCAUUUUCUUUAUUGGUUGUUGUGCUUUCCGAAACACUCGUCGGGCGCAAUCCAAUUACCCGUAUUGGUUUGGCAUGAAUAAAGCCCGUCCUAGAUGGAACUUCUACUGGUGAUUGGCAAUUGGUGAUUGGUGAUUGGUGAUUGGUGAUUGGUGAUUGGUGAAGGGUGAUCGGUGAUCGAGGUGGAAAUCUACAAAAUAGUGCUAAAGUCAUUUCCUAAUUCUCUAUUAAAAGGAGAAGCAAGGUUGCAAAGUGCAAACUACACAAGGAAGUGGGAAAAGAUUUUCAAAAACAUAGUUUUAUGCUUUGCAAAUUAGUGUAGUUUGUCCACCAAAAUUGAGUAAAUUUAAAACAAAUGGUUGUUUACCUUUUUUUGUACAUUCUUAUUAACAUUAUCAGUAAGUCUUAUAUGAGACUGUCUCAUCAUAAAACUGACCUAUAUAAUC
Messenger RNA from Amaranthus tricolor (Joseph's coat), 1802 nucleotides. Its product is annotated as tetraspanin-6-like. Gene Ontology annotation, biological process: auxin-activated signaling pathway. NCBI's taxonomy places the organism in Eukaryota, Viridiplantae, Streptophyta, Magnoliopsida, Caryophyllales, Amaranthaceae. The record is from RefSeq and is a predicted model, not a curated record. The coding region runs from base 655 to 1470 and encodes 271 amino acids. The transcript is spliced from 3 exons. Gene Ontology annotation, cellular component: plasmodesma; plasma membrane.